AGCACAAUACGUAAAAAUGUUAAAAAAAGCUGUCGAUGGAAGAUUUUCAGUAUUUUGUAUUGGCUUCGGGAGGAAUUUAAAUCCACGAUUUUCUUAAACGUCUGGCAAAUGGAAAAUGAUGGUCUUGCGAAAAAAAUCUAUGAAGAUUCUGACGCUGAUCUUCAACUAGAGGGAUUUUUCCAAAGAAGUUGCCACUCCACUACUUCUUUCGUGUUGUUAUGUCGUAUUCUGGUUUCCAAUAUUUCCGAUGUCAGCAAAGUACACUGCGAUCAAUAUUUUGAUGGAUCCGAAGUUCUUAUAGUUGGUGCCAAGUUGGAUGACAAACCACUGCAUUCAAAAAUUAUUGGUCAUUCACUUGAGGGUGAAGUGGAGUACAAUAUUGUAAGCAGUGGAAGUUGACGAUUCCUUUCAACAUUGGUAAUGAUGAUACAGGCGACUUCGAAGAUUUUAUCGAAAAGAAUUUGGGCGUAUUACUCCAAUCAGAGAAAAAUUAGAAGACAAGGUUUUAGGCCGAAA
Molecule: messenger RNA, 516 nt
Organism: Styela clava
Lineage: Eukaryota; Metazoa; Chordata; Ascidiacea; Stolidobranchia; Styelidae
Source: RefSeq, a predicted model, not a curated record